UGUGGAUCUAAGUGACUGCAAUCUAAUUGGACUCAAGUCCCAUGAUUGUCAUGUCCUAAUGCAACAAUUGUUGCCAGUAGCAAUAAGAGGUCUUUUGCCUAAAGGUCCAAGACAUGCAAUCUUUCGGUUGUGUGUAUUUUUCCACGAACUCUGUCAAGGAGUUAUUGACAAAAGUAAGCUGGAAGUAUUGGAGAAUGAGGUUGCAGAAACAAUAUGCAUGCUUGAGAAGUAUUUUCCACCUUCUUUCUUUAAUAUUAUGAUUCACCUUACAAUCCAUUUAGCGAGGGAAGCUAGGCUAUGUGGACCUGUUCAUUAUCGUUGGAUGUAUCCUUUUGAAAGAUUUAUGAAGGUGUUAAAGGAUUAUGUUAGAAAUCGAGCACGACCAGAAGGGUCUAUGGUAGAGUGUGUCUUAGCUGACGAGUGUGUGAAAUUUUGUACUGGUGUGACAAUGACCAUGUCUUCAGAAAUGUACCAAAUUGCUCAUCGUUACAUAUUGUUUAAUAGCUCAGAAGCUGAGCCAUAUCGAGAAAUGCAUGUUGAGGAGCUUAAGUAUUCAGAUCCGAGCCUUGUAGGCAAAUUGAACAAGCUACAUAGGAUGCAUGCAACUCAAUUUUCAAUUUUCAUCUUGGCUCCGCAAUAA
Malus domestica (apple) is the source of this 640-nucleotide messenger RNA. NCBI's taxonomy places the organism in Eukaryota, Viridiplantae, Streptophyta, Magnoliopsida, Rosales, Rosaceae. The record is from RefSeq and is a predicted model, not a curated record.